AAAUAUUUUGGUAAUUUUGAUACUUAAAGUCUAUAUUUGUGACCAAAAUUUUUUUAGUGAUAUCCUAGAGUAUUUCUGAGUAAUGAUAAAAUAGUUUUAAUAACCUGAUGAGAUUGUGUUUUUAAAAUGUUGCAACAGUAUUCUAAUUUCUAAGAGCAUGAUUAAUCUGGAGUUUUUAGAAUGAGGUUAUUAUCGGAAGUUAAGAAAUUUUUUCUUAAUUUUUAACUAAAAAAAUUAAGAACCGGUUCUUAAAUAAGGAUUCUAAAAACUGGUUCUUAGUUUUUUAGUUAAAAGUUAAGAAACAAUUUCUUAACUUCCGAUAUAAACUCUACUCUAAGAACCCCGGGUUAAUCGUGGUAUGAGAUAAGCUGGUUUGGGGAACAAGUGAAAACUUCAAGGAAGUGGUCCACGCGUGCCAACAUGAACUUGUAUGCGCGGGUGGGUAGUUGCUACGCGCGUGCUUAAUUCUCUCACGUGUGAAAUUAAUUGUCCAAGAUUACGUCAAAUAACUUAAACCUGAAUAAUUAAGACAUGACGAGAAAACGCACUCUUUCUUUGACACUUGUACGGUGUGUACCUCUCUCUCUCUCGUUUAUGUUCUGGAGGAAGCUUGAGCUCUCACCUGUCAUCGUAAUCAAUGGAGGUCAAUACUAAAACAAUAAUACAAAAGUCGAAGUUUGGAAGAAUCUGUGUGUUCUGUGGAAGCAGCCAAGGCAAGAAGAGUAGUUACCAAGAUGCUGCUGUCGAUCUUGGCAACGAAUUGGUUUCAAGGAACAUUGAUCUUGUCUAUGGAGGUGGAAGCAUAGGGUUGAUGGGUUUUGUUUCACAAGCUGUUCAUGAUGGUGGUCGUCAUGUUAUUGGAGUUAUUCCCAAGAUACUCAUGCCUAGAGAGUUAACUGGUGAAACAGUAGGAGAAGUAAGAGCAGUUGCAGAUAUGCAUCAGAGAAAAGCAGAGAUGGCUAGACACUCUGAUGCUUUUAUUGCCUUACCAGGUGGAUAUGGAACACUUGAAGAAUUGUUGGAGGUCAUAACAUGGGCUCAACUUGGGAUACAUGACAAACCGGUUGGUUUGCUUAAUGUUGAUGGAUACUACAACUCUUUGCUCUCCUUCAUUGAUAAAGCUGUUGAAGAAGGAUUCAUCAGUCCAAACGCACGCCAGAUUAUAAUCUCUGCACCUACCGCUAAGGAGCUUGUAAAGAAACUUGAGAACGACCACCGAUCCUCUUUCACUACAGGCGUAGAGGCCAAGCAAAAGGGGAGUGAGGGGAAGGACAGCUGGCUAAGGAAUAAUAAGGAGAAAGGAAUAAGGGUCGUUAUCAUGUAGAUAUUGCAUCACAUGGCCUGUCGUGAGGUGUGCUUGUCGUGACUCGCAAACGCUAGUGGCAAACGCAAAUGUUGGUGGGCAUUCACGAGGUCCGUAGAGUCUAUAAAAGUAGAGAGUCGUUUGUUGUCUUUAUCAUCUUGGUGGAUCAAAGUUGUAGUAGGAGUAGAGAGUCCUUUAACGUCUCUGAGAACUUGUUUCAUUCAAUAAAAAUUGUCUUUUUCCUUGUUCUU
This is a messenger RNA of Brassica napus (rape), 1554 nucleotides long. RefSeq names its product cytokinin riboside 5'-monophosphate phosphoribohydrolase LOG4-like. The coding region runs from base 638 to 1324 and encodes 228 amino acids. The transcript has 7 exons. The record is from RefSeq and is a predicted model, not a curated record. Gene Ontology annotation, cellular component: nucleus; cytosol. Gene Ontology annotation, biological process: cytokinin biosynthetic process. Lineage: Eukaryota; Viridiplantae; Streptophyta; Magnoliopsida; Brassicales; Brassicaceae. Gene Ontology annotation, molecular function: hydrolase activity, hydrolyzing N-glycosyl compounds.